UUUUAAAGGUGUCUCCCUGUCUGUUCAGGUGGUCCUCUUCCUGUCUGUGUGUGAGAGGCUCGCCUUCUGUCCCGCCGCAGUAAUGGAGGCAUUCGCUUUAAAAGUGAUAGAAAAUCCCAAAGCUCUGACACUGAAAGACCUGCUCUGUGUGGUCAAGGUUUACUCCUCUCUCAACUACGAUCUGCAGCACAGGAAACAGCAGUUCCUGGAUAGUCUGAUCCCGGCUCUGGUCUCCUAUCUGCCCAAGAUGUCCAGCUUUGAGUUAUUGAAGGCGGUCUAUCACCUGUGUCUACUGGGCCACUUCCCCUCUGCACUCCUGGAGCCCCUCCUGCAGAGCAGCACACUGGAGAAGUUUAAAUCCACAGAUCCCAAUUACCUCGCCAACCAGGAGAGGAUGUUUCAAACGGUGAACUUGUGCCUCCAUCUUGAGCAUCCCGUGCUCCCUCAGCCCCUGACGGUACCCCCCGCUGUCCUGGGAGCCCCCGUCCUGGACAGUCGAGCUGUGAUCCCGGAGCUCUCGCAGUGCCUGCAGAGUGUGAUGGAGGACCAGGCGAACACCACUCUGCAGGAGAGGGUGUUGCUGUUGGGCUUCUACUUCAUAGAUGGAGUGAUAACCAAACCUCUGACGUCUGAGACUGAUAGCGGCAGUGCAGAGAGCAGACCGAGGUAAGAUCAGUCUGCAGGAGAUAACAUCAGCGGACACUUUAACACGUCUUCGUUGGUAUUUUGUUUUUGAUUUAUCGUGAUUAGGUGAGUUUGUCGUGACGAAAGGUGGAGAGGAUGUUCAGUCAGUCGGGCAAAUCUGAUUCCACCAUUUUUUUUACAGAUUCUUUAAUAUCAUUUUGAACUCAUUUCAAGAUUUAGGUACAAUCUUUAGUCACUUGCUUUCACUGAGGAACACAGGAUGGUAACAAUUUAAGACAUGUAUUGAAAAUGAUGUGUUAAAAGGCUUAUCCAGCAACUACCAACAGCUAAACAAAUAUAACUUUAAAAACGCUUUUUUCAUUUGAAACCAAGACAAAAAAACCUAUUAAAAAUCAAAGAAACGUAAUAACCCUGCCGUGUAAAGGUUAGUUGUCUUAACAUUUCUGUCUUUU
Notothenia coriiceps (black rockcod) is the source of this 1097-nucleotide messenger RNA. Its product is annotated as FAST kinase domain-containing protein 2. The record is from RefSeq and is a predicted model, not a curated record. Lineage: Eukaryota; Metazoa; Chordata; Actinopteri; Perciformes; Nototheniidae. The transcript is spliced from 4 exons. The coding region runs from base 83 to 670 and encodes 195 amino acids. Gene Ontology annotation, biological process: regulation of mitochondrial mRNA stability.